Molecule: messenger RNA, 4120 nt
Organism: Mus pahari (shrew mouse)
Lineage: Eukaryota; Metazoa; Chordata; Mammalia; Rodentia; Muridae
Gene: Grid1
Product: glutamate ionotropic receptor delta type subunit 1
Exons: 16
Coding region: 1-3366 (1121 amino acids)
Biological process (GO): modulation of chemical synaptic transmission; monoatomic ion transport; synaptic transmission, glutamatergic
Cellular component (GO): postsynaptic membrane; plasma membrane
Molecular function (GO): glutamate-gated receptor activity; transmitter-gated monoatomic ion channel activity involved in regulation of postsynaptic membrane potential
Source: RefSeq, a predicted model, not a curated record
AUGGACACCCACCGAAAUCUACCCGGACAGUCAGGGUUCGAGCCUGCCGCCAGCCCGCUAAGCAUCCUGGCGUCUGGCUCAGUGCCCUGGUCUGUAGUCUCUCUGCAGGCUGCCCGAGUCGGGGGUUGGGUUCCGAGAGCGGCUGUCCGUUCUGGCCAGGGAGAGGACUGCAGAAUCUCUGCUGAAGUCCCCCCAGCGCCAGCGAGUUCCAAGUUCCCCCUCCCCGAGGGUAGUCGAUGGCUGUGCCUCCUCUGUUUCUCCAGCGAACCCGGAGGCCUGGCCCACUCGACCAAGUCUAGGCUCACCACAGACAGACCAAGGCCCCACCACGGUGCGGUCCUCUUAGCAUCCCCUGGCUGGGAGUGCAGAGCACCGGGUACCCCCUCGGAGCAACAAAGGGGCAAGCGGCACGCAGGUGCUAUCUUCGAGGAGAACACAGUCAAGGACUACAGGGUGUUCCAGUUGGCUGUAUCAGACCUGAGCCUCAGUGAUGACAUCCUGCAGAAUGAGAAGAUCACCUACUCCAUCAAGGUCAUAGAGGCCAAUAAUCCAUUCCAGGUGGUGCAGGAAGCCUGUGACCUCAUGACCCAGGGGAUUUUGGCCUUGGUCACAUCCACGGGCUGUGCAUCUGCCAACGCCCUGCAGUCCCUCACAGACGCCAUGCACAUCCCACACCUCUUUGUCCAGCGCAACCCUGGGGGUUCGCCACGUACUGCCUGCCACCUGAACCCUAGCCCUGACGGCGAGGCCUACACACUGGCUUCGAGACCACCUGUCCGUCUCAAUGAUGUCAUGCUCAGGCUGGUGACGGAACUGCGCUGGCAGAAGUUCGUCAUGUUCUAUGACAGCGAGUAUGAUAUCCGUGGGCUCCAAAGCUUCUUGGAUCAGGCCUCACGACUGGGUCUGGACGUCUCUUUACAAAAGGUGGACAAGAACAUCAGUCACGUGUUCACCAGCCUCUUCACUACCAUGAAGACUGAGGAGCUGAAUCGCUACCGGGACACACUGCGCCGUGCCAUUCUACUGCUCAGCCCACAGGGGGCACACUCCUUCAUCAAUGAGGCUGUGGAGACCAACUUGGCUUCCAAGGACAGCCACUGGGUCUUUGUGAAUGAGGAAAUCAGUGACCCCGAGAUCCUGGAUCUGGUCCACAGUGCCCUUGGCAGGAUGACCGUGGUCCGGCAAAUCUUCCCAUCUGCAAAGGACAACCAGAAAUGCAUGAGGAAUAACCACCGCAUCUCCUCCCUGCUCUGUGAUCCACAGGAAGGCUACCUCCAAAUGCUGCAGAUCUCCAAUCUUUACCUGUAUGACAGUGUUCUGAUGCUGGCCAACGCCUUCCACAGGAAGCUGGAGGACCGGAAGUGGCAUAGUAUGGCAAGCCUUAACUGCAUACGAAAGUCUACCAAGCCAUGGAAUGGAGGGAGAUCCAUGCUAGACACUAUUAAAAAGGGACAUAUCACUGGCCUCACAGGAGUUAUGGAGUUUCGGGAAGACAGCUCAAAUCCUUAUGUCCAAUUUGAAAUCCUUGGCACAACAUAUAGUGAGACUUUUGGCAAAGACAUGCGCAAGCUUGCGACCUGGGACUCGGAGAAGGGCUUGAAUGGCAGUCUGCAGGAGAGGCCCAUGGGCAGCCGCCUCCAAGGACUGACUCUCAAAGUGGUGACUGUCUUGGAAGAGCCUUUUGUGAUGGUAGCUGAGAAUAUCCUUGGACAACCCAAGCGUUACAAAGGGUUCUCCAUAGAUGUGCUGGAUGCACUGGCUAAGGCUCUAGGAUUCAAAUAUGAGAUAUACCAGGCCCCUGAUGGCAGGUAUGGUCACCAGCUCCAUAACACCUCCUGGAACGGGAUGAUCGGGGAGCUCAUUAGCAAGAGAGCAGACUUGGCCAUCUCUGCUAUUACCAUCACCCCAGAGAGAGAGAGUGUUGUGGACUUCAGCAAGCGAUACAUGGACUACUCAGUAGGGAUCCUCAUCAAAAAGCCAGAGGAGAAGAUCAGCAUCUUUUCCCUUUUUGCCCCCUUUGACUUUGCUGUAUGGGCCUGCAUUGCUGCAGCCAUUCCUGUGGUGGGCGUGCUCAUAUUCGUGUUGAAUCGGAUACAGGCUGUAAGAUCUCAGAGUGCCACCCAACCACGACCCUCGGCUUCUGCCACCCUGCACAGUGCCAUCUGGAUUGUUUAUGGAGCCUUUGUCCAGCAAGGUGGUGAGUCUUCGGUGAACUCUGUGGCCAUGCGCAUCGUGAUGGGCAGCUGGUGGCUCUUCACCCUCAUUGUAUGUUCCUCCUACACCGCCAACCUUGCCGCUUUCCUCACAGUGUCUAGGAUGGACAACCCUAUAAGGACAUUUCAGGACCUGUCCAAGCAACUGGAGAUGUCUUAUGGCACUGUCCGGGACUCUGCUGUCUAUGAGUACUUCAGAGCCAAGGGGACCAAUCCCCUUGAGCAGGAUAGCACUUUUGCUGAACUCUGGCGGACCAUAAGCAAGAAUGGAGGGGCUGACAACUGUGUGUCCAAUCCUUCAGAAGGUAUCAGGAAGGCAAAGAAGGGGAACUACGCCUUUCUAUGGGAUGUGGCCGUGGUGGAGUAUGCAGCCCUGACAGAUGACGACUGCUCAGUGACUGUCAUCGGCAACAGCAUCAGCAGCAAGGGCUACGGGAUUGCCCUGCAACAUGGCAGCCCCUACAGGGACCUCUUCUCCCAGAGGAUCCUGGAGCUUCAAGACACAGGGGACCUGGAUGUGCUCAAGCAGAAGUGGUGGCCACACACAGGCCGCUGUGACCUCACCAGCCAUUCCAGUACCCAGACUGAAGGCAAAUCCCUUAAGCUGCACAGCUUCGCUGGGGUCUUCUGUAUUUUGGCCAUUGGCCUCCUUCUUGCCUGCCUCGUGGCUGCUCUAGAGUUAUGGUGGAACAGCAACCGGUGCCACCAGGAGACUCCCAAAGAGGACAAAGAAGUGAAUCUGGAACAGGUACACCGGCGCAUCAACAGCCUCAUGGAUGAAGACAUUGCUCACAAGCAGAUUUCCCCAGCGUCCAUUGAGUUGUCUGCCCUGGAGAUGGGGGGCCUGGCUCCAAGCCAAGCUUUGGAGCCCACGAGGGAGUACCAGAACACCCAGCUCUCGGUCAGCACCUUUCUGCCCGAGCAGAGCAGCCAUGGCACCAGCCGGACACUGUCGUCAGGGCCCAGCAGCAACCUGCCACUGCCGCUGAGCAGCUCAGCCACUAUGCCCUCAAUUCAGUGCAAACACAGGUCGCCCAAUGGGGGACUGUUUCGACAGAGCCCGGUGAAGACCCCCAUCCCUAUGUCCUUCCAGCCUGUGCCUGGAGGCGUCCUUCCAGAGGCUCUGGACACCUCCCAUGGCACCUCUAUCUGACCGUGUCGCCUGCCCUCCUGCCCGCCCACCCACCCACCCGACCAGCAGAGCUUUUUAAUACAAGAAAAUGACAACACAGACACCACACACACACACACACACACACACACACACACACACAAAGACUCUUUCAUUUUUCUUGUACAUACGUGUAAAUAAUGACAGAAUGGAGUGGGGUAAAAGUGUAUUUUGAAUAUUCCCAAUUUUCGAAGUCAGUAAAAAAAAAAAAAACAAAACAACAAAAACUGUAUGAAUGACUUUGUAAAUUUUGUUCUAUAUGAAUAAAAAGGCAAAUUACUUGUGAUCAUUCUGAAGUGCCAAAGGAGCCCCCUGUUCCUGGGCCUUUCUGAGGGCAGGAAGAACCAUCGGAGAAGCUCCUGGCUGCUGGGGAGAAGGAAGUCAUGGACAAGCCCCCGAAUGCUGCUUGCUGCUGUACCCACAGCUUUCCCUUGUGUCCUUUUCUUAAAAGCCCCUCAUUCCUCCUUCAGUGUCCUUGGGUAGAUUCAGAAUAUGUCUGAGUCUGGAGCCCAUGUUGGGUGGGCCCAUCUGUUCCCUGAGCUGUAGGGCAACCUGCCCUAGACAUGGCCCUAGACAAUCAGGCUCAAGAUGGUAAGGUCACUGUGUGUCACAGUGUGUAGCAUGCAAUUGUCCCCAGGGCCUCAGAAAAGCUGCCCAUAUUGAGGUCACAAUCUCUGAGGCUUUGAUACCAAUGUGUUUGAACAGCAUAUUGUUGGUCUUUUUAAAAAAACAAAAA